Cadophora gregata is the source of this 828-nucleotide messenger RNA. RefSeq lists its product as uncharacterized. The transcript is spliced from 2 exons. Lineage: Eukaryota; Fungi; Ascomycota; Leotiomycetes; Helotiales; Ploettnerulaceae. The coding region runs from base 1 to 828 and encodes 275 amino acids. The record is from RefSeq and is a predicted model, not a curated record.
AUGAAACCAGUCCAGGACAUGUUCGAGGAAGAAAACCGGCCAUUCACAUUGAUUUUACAUGCUACUCUGCAUCAAGAUAUCGAUGUGAACAAGAUGGCCGCUCAGGCUCGUCACCACCCUCCUUCCAUCGCUCCGGAAAUGCAAAGUCUGCAAAUGGAACAAGCACCCAACUUAUCCUCCGGCCAAGGUACAACAGGACGUCUCGAGCCGCUCGCCAAAUCUGGUGACCCACCAGGCACCAAACUCCUCCUAUUGACGGAAUUGUCAAGCGCCACAUCCAGUUCCCCAACCACUCUCGCAACCACUCUCCCACCUCCCCCCAAAAGGUUCACUCUUUUCCCAAAAUUCCCGUUUGAGCUGCGGCAGAUGAUCUGGCGCGAAGUAUUGGUAAUGCCACAAGUCUUAUCUUUUGACCAUAGUCUGAGAUUCGGACUCACGCCCAUGCAAGAGAUAGAAAUGUCCAAAAAGUACGAAGGACAGCUUGAAAGUUGGAGUACCCUGGUUACAGUUUCUAAAGAAGCUCGAACAGAAUCACUGAAGGUGCGGAAGCCAUUGCAAUUCCUGACUAGACGAAAACCCGGUUAUGAUACGAAUGUCAAGCAAAAAAGAACCUUGUGCUGGAAUGGCGAACUGGAUAUUGUUUGGUAUUCAGACCACAAUAUUCUGCGGUUUGUUCAGUUCGGUAUCCCACUCGUCACAAAAUCAACACCACCCAAUCUCUUUCCUAAAUUGGCCUUUAGUCUAGAUACUUGGCAUCAAGCUCUGUUGGGUGACGCCCGAAGCCUUCUCGGUCGCCUUCGAAGAUACGAUUACUUGGCAGAUGCUUAG